This is a messenger RNA of Pipistrellus nathusii (Nathusius's pipistrelle), 1629 nucleotides long. The record is from the annotation of a GenBank genome assembly. NCBI's taxonomy places the organism in Eukaryota, Metazoa, Chordata, Mammalia, Chiroptera, Vespertilionidae.
AUGAGCGACGGCCCCGGCCACGGCCACGGCCAAGGUCACGGCCACGGCCCCCCCGAGGCCGGGUCCCCGGGCCCCGCGGACGGCGCCCCCCGGCCCCUGGACAUGGGCCCCGGGGCUCCCCCAACGGGCAGCGGCGCCGUGAAGAAGGGCCCCCCCGUGGCCCCCAAACCCGCCUGGUUCCGCCAGAGCCUGCGGAGGCUGCGGGCCCAGGGCCCGGACCCCGGGGAGCCCCCCGCCGCCGCCCCCGGGAAGCCCCCCGCCGCCGCCUCCAGGUCCCUCGGCUCCAUCCGCCACAGAAUCAGCUCCUUUGAGACCUUGGGGUGCUCCCCGCCGCCCCCCCAGGCCGCCCCGAGACCCAGCCUGCAGCCCCCCCGGCCCCGGGCCGAGGCCCCCGAACCCCCCGGGGGGCCGGGAGGCGGGGGGCCCGGCGUUGGGGACCCAGGGGCGCCCCCCGCCGCGGAGCAGCCGGCCCCCGGGGACGGGGGUGCAGGGGGGACCCCGGCCCCCCCGGAGCUCCGGCCCCCCGGGCGGCGGGCCCGCAGCCUCCCGCUGAGCCGCGCGCGCUCCCUGGACGCGGACACGGGGGACGGGGCCUGCCCGCUCCGCGCGCUCAGCGGCCGCGUGUCCUGCGCCGUCCUGCGCUCCCUGCUGGGCCGCCCGGCCUCCGCCCCCGGCAGCCCCUGCGGCCGCGCGCCUGCAGAGGCCUCCCCAGGCCCGGACCCGGACCCCGCCGCCGGCAGCACGGACUCCGGGUUCUCUCUCAACCUCUCGGAGCUGAGGGGGUACUCGGAGGGCCUGGGGGAGCUGAGGGAGCCCCCGGAGGCCACGGCCUGCGCCCCCGCGGCCGGCCAGGCGGUGCUGGCGCUGCUGAGCGCGGAGGAGCUGCGGGAGCUGCUGGAGGAGGUGCAGGAGCUGGACGCCGCCGCGCUGCAGCAGCUGGAGAGCAUCCACGUCACCGUCCUGCACAAGGAGGAGGGCGCCGGCCUGGGCUUCAGCCUGGCGGGGGGCGCGGACCUGGAGAGCAGGGAGGUCACGGUCCACAGGGUGUUCCCCAGCGGCCUGGCCGCCCAGGAGGGCACCAUCCGGAAGGGCGACGAGGUGCUGUCCAUCAACGGCAAGUCCCUCAGAGGCGCCACGCACAGCCAGGCGCUGGCCAUCCUGCGCCAGGCCCGGGAGCCCCGCCAGGCCGUGGUGGUCACCCGGCGGCCGGCGCCCGGCCCGCGGCCCUCGGCGGAGGCUCCCACCCCGGCCGCCCCGGCCGCCCCGGCCCCCGCGGCCGGGGACGCCGCCUCGGACCCCGCAACGGAGGACGCGGUCGCCGUGGAGACGCUGACGCUGACGCUGGAGAAGACGCCGGCGGGGCUGGGCUUCAGCCUGGAAGGCGGGCGGGGCUCGCUGCAGGGGGACCGGCCCCUCACCGUCAACCGGGUGUUCACAGGGGCGGCCUCGGGGCCGGAGAGCGUGCGGCCGGGGGACGAGGUGCUGCAGCUGGCAGGUGCCACCACGCAGGGCCUCACGCGCUUCGAGGCCUGGAGCCUCAUCAAGGCGCUGCCCGACGGCCCGGUCCCCGUGAGCGUGCGGAGGAGGAGCCCGCGGCCGCAGCGGACCCCGAGCCCCGGGCCCCCGUAG